Messenger RNA from Arachis stenosperma, 885 nucleotides. RefSeq lists its product as uncharacterized. The coding region runs from base 1 to 885 and encodes 294 amino acids. NCBI's taxonomy places the organism in Eukaryota, Viridiplantae, Streptophyta, Magnoliopsida, Fabales, Fabaceae. The record is from RefSeq and is a predicted model, not a curated record. The transcript is spliced from 2 exons.
AUGGUUACGAAAGGAGUGGUCCUUGGUCAUAAAAUCUCAAAGAAAGGCAUAAAAGUGGACAGGGCAAAGGUAGAGGUGAUUGAAAAGUUACCUCCACCUUGCAAUGUCAAAGGAAUUAGAAGCCUUUUGGGACAUGCUGGUUUCUAUAGGAGGUUUAUUAGAGACUUCUCUAAGGUUGCCAAGCCAUUGAGCAACCUACUUGUCUCUAAUGUGCCUUUCGUUUUUGAUAAUAAAUGCAUGUUAGCCUUUGAGCAGCUUAAGAACAAACUUUCCUCUGCACCUAUCAUAGCACCACCAUGUUGGGAUCUACCCUUUGAGUUGAUGUGUGAUGCAUUAGAUUUUGUUGUGGGUGCUGUUUUAAGACAGAGGAAGGAUAAAUGGGAUAGGAGUGGAGCAGAGAACAAAGUUGCUGACCACCUUUCAAGGAUCCUACAAGAAGAAGAAGGAGCACACCAUCUUGCAGUAAAUGAAAGCUUCCCGGAUGAGCAAUUGAUGAUGAUACAAGAGACCCCUUGGUUUGCUGACAUAGCCAAUUUCAAGGCCAUUGGGGAACUACCAACCAACAUCAACAAACACAUGAGGAGAAAGCUCAUCAAAGAUGCCAAAUACUAUAUUUGGGAUGAGCCAUAUUUGUUCAAAAAGUGUGCUGAUAGGAUCUUGAGGAGGUGUAUAUCCCAUGGAGAAGGACAAGAGGUGCUUUGGCAAUGUCAUGGAUCUGCAAUAGAGGCCACUUUAGUGGAGAAAGAACAGCAGCCAAGGUGCUCCAAUGUGGAUUCUACUGGCCAAGCAUUUUCAAUGAUGCAAAGGACUUGGUGUCAAGGUGUGAUAAAUGCCAAAGGGCUGGCAAUCUACCCUGGAAUAAUGAGAUGCCACAGAGAUUUAUAA